UAUUAUUAAUAUAAGUGGGGAGUUGUCGUACUCAUUUAUUGCAAACAUCGUCUUCUUUUCCCCCUUGCUUUCCCCUUCUUCUCACUCACUGCUUAUAAUAAUUCUCUUUGCCUUCCUUUUCUCCUCAUCACCCCCUUUUCUCACUGCAAAUUAACAAUCUAGGGUUUCCCCUCUCUCUCUCUCUCUCAACCUUCACAUCCGCUAAAUCUUCAUCUUUUCUUGAUAUAUCAGUACUGUCUUUUUCUUUAAGUUCUUGAAAAAAAGCCAAAACAAGGGGAGAAAAGGCAUUCUCUCUCUACCUCUCUCCCCUGAUCAGAGAAUUAAUAACCUAGUCAUACAAAGAAAAGUAAAAGAUGGCUUCUUCCAGCUGCUACUCCAAUUCACCAUGUGCUGCCUGCAAGUUCUUGAGGAGAAAAUGCCUGCCGGACUGCGUGUUCGCGCCCUAUUUUCCUCCGGAAGAGCCCCAGAAAUUCGCGAAUGUUCACAAGAUAUUUGGAGCAAGCAAUGUGAGCAAACUCCUGAAUGAAGUCCUCCCACAUCAAAGAGAAGAUGCAGUGAACUCUCUUGCCUACGAAGCCGAGGCGCGGCUGAAGGAUCCGGUCUACGGGUGUGUUGGAGCAAUUUCUGUGCUCCAAAGACAAGUGGUUAGGCUUCAGAAAGAAUUGGAUGCCACAAAUGCUGAUUUGAUAAGGUAUGCUUGCAAUGAUUUUCAGGCAAAUAGCAAUAAUAAUAAUUCAGAAUAUGGAAGAUCAUCAAGGAAUUAUGGUUAUGGAGGAGGAGGAGGAGGAGGAGGAGCGGGAACUAGUAGUUUUGAUCAGAACUCUGGUUUGUAUUAUUAUUCUUCUUCUUCUCAAUGGACUAGUGAUGGAUAUGGAGACAAUGAUAUGGGAGAAGGUAGAAUGUAAGUUUCAUUUAAUUAAUUUGUAUCCUCUUUAUGUAUAUGUAUGUGCAAUGUUGUUAGGAUAGCCUGACAGGACAAGAGACCUUAAAUUAAUUAUUUUUAGGGUUUCUUCUAUGUAGCAUCAAAUGUUUGCUAUUGGGGAAUAGAUAUUGUCAUAUAUUUAUCAUGUAAUGAGACUGUCCUAAAGAGGGUGUA
Molecule: messenger RNA, 1096 nt
Organism: Tripterygium wilfordii
Lineage: Eukaryota; Viridiplantae; Streptophyta; Magnoliopsida; Celastrales; Celastraceae
Product: LOB domain-containing protein 25-like
Exons: 2
Coding region: 354-905 (183 amino acids)
Source: RefSeq, a predicted model, not a curated record